Messenger RNA from Phascolarctos cinereus (koala), 7236 nucleotides. It is a transcript of the gene REST, whose product is annotated as RE1 silencing transcription factor. Lineage: Eukaryota; Metazoa; Chordata; Mammalia; Diprotodontia; Phascolarctidae. Gene Ontology annotation, biological process: positive regulation of transcription by RNA polymerase II; negative regulation of neuron differentiation; negative regulation of DNA-templated transcription. Gene Ontology annotation, molecular function: DNA-binding transcription repressor activity, RNA polymerase II-specific; transcription cis-regulatory region binding. The record is from RefSeq and is a predicted model, not a curated record. Gene Ontology annotation, cellular component: nucleus; transcription repressor complex.
GGCGGCGGCGGCGGCGCGGGCGGGUUGCGCCGCGUUGCCUCCUGUGUUGGAAUGUGCGGAUCGGGCGGCCGCGCGGCACAGCAGCCUUGAGCACUGCACCCGGAGACUCCAGCUCAGGCGUCCCCGCUGCUCCUUCGGGCCACGCACUAGGUCCCAGAGGAGGCAGAAGCUGCCGGAGAAGCCUUCGCAGCGUGAGAACCACCUGCAGCCGGGCUCCCCGGGGCCUCUUCCAGCCCCCGUGGCCUUAGCCCCAACUUUACUCGUUGGUGGCUUUUUUUUCCCUCCUGCGAACAAUUCCUGAAACUCCACUCAACAAAGAAAAGGAAAAGGAGGACGCGCACGUGCUGCGCCCCUUCCCCCCUCCCCUCAGGAGCCCCGAGCUGCUGUUAUGGCCACUCAAGUGCUGGGUCAGACUGGAGGCAACGGGCUUUUCACUGGGAAUGCCAACAUCGUCAUGGCAUUGCCUAACGACAUGUACGACUUACACGACCUCUCCAAAGCUGAGCUGGCAGCACCUCAGCUGAUUAUGUUGGCAAAUGUGGCCUUGACUGGGGAAGUGAAUGGCGGUUGCUGUGACUACAUGGUUGGAGAAGAAAGACAAAUGGCAGAGUUGACCACAGUGGGAGACAACAACUUCUCAGACAGUGAUGGGGAAGGACUUGAAGGGGCCCCUGGAAUAGAAAGUGAGUCAAAUAGACCUGAAAACAUGGAAUUGGGGUCUUUGGAAAUUAUCGUGGUUGACCCUCAGACUGUGUAUGAAUCAUCUGUUCCAGAAACUUUUAAUUCAGAGAAAGACCCUCCCUCAGAGGCACCAUAUCAGCCAGAGACUCCUGAGGACAAAUGCAAGAGCUUGAAGAGCAAGCCCUUUCGCUGCAAACCUUGUCAGUAUGAAGCAGAGUCUGAAGAAGAGUUUGUCCAUCACAUCAGAGUCCACAGCGCCAAUAAGUUUUUUGCAGAGGAAAAUGCAGAGAAACAAGCACAACAAGCACAGACCAAGGAGUGCGAGUCGUCUGUUGCUGAAGAAGCGGAUUUUUCCAAGGGGCCUAUCCGAUGCGACCGCUGUGGCUAUAACACCAACAGAUAUGAUCACUAUUUGGCUCACUUGAAGCACCACAACAAAGCAGGAGAGAAUGAGCGAGUCUAUAAGUGCAUGCUAUGCACAUACACCACCGUAAGCGAGUAUCACUGGAAGAAGCACUUGCGAAAUCAUUUUCCUAAGAAAGUGUAUACCUGCUCCCAGUGCUCCUACUUUUCAGACAGGAAAAACAAUUAUAUUCAACAUAUUCGAACACAUACUGGUGAGCGCCCAUAUCAGUGUGCUAUGUGUCCCUAUUCCAGCUCCCAGAAGACACAUUUAACGAGACAUAUGCGUACUCAUUCAGGUGAGAAACCAUUUAAAUGUGAUCAGUGCAGUUAUGUGGCCUCUAAUCAGCAUGAAGUAACCCGACAUGCUAGGCAGGUUCACAAUGGGCCGAAGCCGCUGACCUGCCCACACUGUGACUAUAAAACAGCUGAUCGUAGUAACUUCAAAAAGCAUGUAGAGCUCCAUGUGAACCCACGACAGUUCCUUUGUCCUGUAUGUGAUUAUGCUGCUUCCAAGAAGUGUAAUCUGCAGUAUCAUAUCAAGUCCAGGCAUUCCGACUGUUGUGAUAUUGCAAUGGAUGUUUCCAAAGUGAAACUAAAAAAAUCCAAAAAGAGUGAGGCAGACAAUUGUGGUUCUGAUAGUGUGGCCAGUGAAAAAACUGAAAAAGAACAAACAAAAACAAAGGGAGAUGUGGUGGAAAAGAUGAAUGAAAAGAAUGUAAAAGUGGAGAAAAAAGAAAAAGAAAAUGCCUCAAAAGAGAAAAAGCCAUGCACUGUGGUUUCCUUAGGCCAAGUGACCACCCGAAAUCGUAAGUUGGCAACAGAGUCAAAGGAGGUAGAUGUCAAAGUGGGGAAAGGUUCAGAAAAAUCAUGCAAAAGCAAGAAAGUUAAAAGAAAAAUGGAAAGCGAAGCAGCUUCUUUAAAUAGUAACCUGGUGAAUGAUACAGAACCUGUGGUGAAAAAGAAGAAGAAAGUCGAAAGCAGAUCUAGAAAGAGCCAGGAAGCUGGAAAAGAUGAAGUCAGAGUGGAAGAGCAUAAAAGACAAAAAGCUUGCCUGAAGAAAAACAAAAAAAAGAAAACUUUGAAAGGUAAACAUGGUAAAAAGCCCAAGUCCAUUCAGGUAAAGCCAACUCAAAAUGAGCUGAUCCCUGAAAAACCUCCUUCUCCUUCUCCCCCUCCUCCUGUUUCUCUUCCUCCCCCUCCUCCUCCUCCAGAGGAUUCAAAGGAAAAGUCUGACAGCCCUAGGGAAGAGCAGCAGAAAGAGGCAGUCCUUGUGGAAGAUGCCUUAGUGCCUGUUAACAGCCCAAUAACUGAAGAAAGGCCAAACACUCAGGACUCCCAUUCGACACCAGGGCCUGCGUCAGAGCCAGCAUUAGCACCAGCACCAGCGCCUGUGCCGAUACCAGCACCUGUAUCUGUAUCUGUGCCUGCACCUACUUCACCAGGUGAAAAUGUAGAUAAUGUAGAAAUGGAAGACCAAGAAAUGCACCUUGAGCAGAAGGAAGAAGACAAAGAAACUGCUCUUCAAAAAGCUGUGGAUGAAGAGCCGAUGUCUGGUUGUGCCCAGGAGUCCCUUAGUCCAUCAUCUUGUGAGCCAGAGGAAGAUCUUCCUGAUAAAGAGCAUCAGACUGACAUAGUGUGUGAAAUGGAAACUGAACCGAGUCCAACCCCAGCAGAGCAUCUGGCUGAUAAAGACUUGACAGCUGAAGAGCUCCCUUCACUGCCAGAGCUGCCCCUGCCAGAAUCCCCACUGUUGCCAGAACCUGAGUUGCCUGCUCCUUCACCACCAGCAGAGCAGUGUGAGCCAGCUUCCCAAACGGUGCCAGUGUCCUCAUCAGCUCCUACUGCUGCAAAUGAGUCUCAGGAAAUUGAUGAAGAUGAGGGCAUCCACAGUCAUGAUGGGAGCGACCUAAGUGACAACAUGUCAGAGGGCAGUGAUGACUCUGGGUUGAAUGGUGCUCGAUCUGUACAGGAAGAAACAGGUAGAAAAGCUUCCCAGGAAGAAGUAGCAGCAGCAGUUGAAGCAGCAAACUUUGUUUGCAUUUUCUGUGAUAGAUCUUUCAGAAAGGAAGGAGAAUAUAGCAAACACCUUAAUCGACAUUUAGUGAAUGUCUACUACCUUGAGGAAGCAACUAAGGAGUUAGAAUAACUAAACUCUAUAUAUGAACAAGCCUACAAUUCUUUUAUGAGAUCUACUACAUUUUAUGAAUAAUUAUUAUAGUAGACAAUUCCCUUUUGUUUAAGUUUGGAGUAGUGUCUGAUGAUUUCAGGUAGAUACCUUUUCUUCACCACUGUUGUAUAAUAGUUUGUUAAUCUCUUGCGUACACUAGUGAAUCCAAGGAAUUGGAUUUCUCUUUUCUGUUAAACUAGCACUAGUGAAAGACUAUUAGCCUUUGCAUAAAUUAUUUUUAAAAUGAGAUUUUGAAAACCAAGAUGUUGUGUUGAAUCAUACAGUUAGUAGUAGUCAGUGUUUUCCCCAUUUCUAGUCUCUAGUUUUAUCUAAAAUAGGUUUAUGGUUCCUUGUUUAGUUAGGCAUAAAUCAGCAUAUUGGUAGCAAAUUACUCAAUGGUUUUCUUUGAGGAAUCUGAUGUCUCAGAAAAUUAGCACUUUUAACAAAAAAAAAGCCACAGUGUGGUUAAAGAAAUGAACAGUCAUACUUUUUAAAAUGUUUUUUGUUUCUCCCUAUAAUGGACAGUGAAUUUCGUCCACAUUUAUUAGUCUUUUCUGAUUUUUGAUUAAAAUUUCCGAUUUGUAUAUGUCAAUUUUCAUAAAUAUUAUAACAGUGGUUUUUUUAAUUGUGGGAAGUAAAGGGGAGUGUUAUUUUUUAUUUUUGGUGGUGCUUUAAUGGCUUAAAAUGUUGCACAUUGUGUUUUUGAUUUUUUUCCUCUUUUUUUUACCUAUGCAGUGUAAUAAUCUUUUAGAAAUAGCUUUUUUUUUUUGCUGUACAGGAACACUUUAUAUAUGUGUGUGUGUAUAUACAUUUGUGUAUAUAUAUGCAUGUUUAUUUUGGUUCAUUUAAAAAAACCUUUCAGGUUUUGUUGCUUACCACAGAACAGGUGUUUUUCUGUUCAUUUCCUUUGCUGCAGUUUGUUGUCUUUUUUCAUGGGGAGUCAUUUUAGUUUGCUAAAAUUAAGAAUUAUUUGUGUGUAUAUGUGCUAAUGUAUAGUUUGUGAGCAGAUGAAACAAAUGCAGAUUCAAUCCUUUAUAUUUUGAUUUUCACAUCUGAUGCGUAUUAGAAUCUGUUUCAUGUUAAUUUAUUUUUAAGUGGCUAUAGUAAAUUGGCCCUCCUUGGUUUUGAUUUCACAAUCAUUAUGCAAUUUGGCUGUAUAAUAUAUCUAUGUAUGAUGAAUUUGUGAGUAAAAUCUCACAUAGCAAACAUCAGUAGGCUUUUUUUUCCCCCCAAGUCCGUUUUGGUGCGGCUACUUCCCAAACUGCAGAGUAUAAAUUGAACUUUUCAUGUAAUAGCCACCAAUCCAAAUAAAUAAGUAUAAUAUGCUGGUAAGUAGCAAACCUGGGAUUGGAAAAGAAGGGAGGGGAAUUGCCUCUUCUUCCUUUUUCAUUCAAGUUAUACAGGGCCUUGGAAUCCUCCAAGGUUUCAGUUGGGGUGAGAAAAGGCAUUUACAGAUAUUUGUAGAUCAACCCCAGCUCCUUGUGAAGAAAGUGAACAGGGCAUCCAGUACAGUUAAGUUUAACUUUGGUGCCAUCCAGAUUAAAAAAAAACCCAAUAUAUUCUCAGGACACAUUUUGCUAGCUCCUGCACUGUGUGUGCCCCAGCUUGCCCUUUCAGUGGCUUGAGGCUAUUUGGAAACAAAACAAAACAAAAGCCAGCCUCUCAGAUUCAAAAUGGGCAGUUGGCACUAGAAGGGACAUCUCUUUUUGGGACAGUGUCUUUUUCUUAGUGGUUCUUUUUUCAUAGGUUCUUUGGCCAACUCCUGAAGACUACGAAUAAAAAUCUGACUUAAAAGGUUUUUUCUUUUUUUUUUUUUUGGUCUGAAAAGUUUUCCUAGCAAGUAUAUUGGAUUUGAGCACAGUGGAGGGAAAAAAACCUGAGAAAUCCUAAUCUUGCGUUUCUGUAAAGUCACUUUAACAUUUAAACAUGGGACCUGAUCAUAGAAAAUGAGUUCUGGUCAUAUUUCAGGCAUGUUCCCAAAUGUGCAGCAGUACAACUUCAAUGAAUGGGGAAACUGAGGUAAGGGGUGGGGGGUGGGGGGAUAUGGACAUGGGGACAGGGGGAAUGCUUCUUUUGGCAGUGGUCUGAAUAUGAGUUUUAGGUUAAAUGAUUGGUAUUGGGAGGCCAAAGAUUUAAGGAAGCAGAAAAAUCUCGUGACAGGAGUAAGUUGUGUGAUGUAGCAUGUGUUCAGUGUGCAUGAAUGAGUAUGAUUAAAUGGUGUUGAAUACUAGGCUCUGACAAUCAUUGUCAACAUAAGAUCAAGAUGCAACUAUAUUUAUGUUUAAAUUUUUUUUUUAAUAAUGAAACUAGUUAUGUCUUCCUUUAAAAAACACCUAGUUUUAAUAUUCAUGGGUACAUUUUAUUGGAUUUCCUUUUAUAGUAUAUGAAAAUUAAAAAUGCCAUCUUUUGGUAAGUGUUUAGCAGAGACUUAGAGAAGCUUCAGUUCUGGAAAGGUUUUAUUAGGUCCCUUCAGAUCUCUUAAGCAAGAAAAUUUGCCAUUAUAGAUGUUGAAGAGCUUUAGUAAUAUUCUAAUCCAGUUUUAAGACUAGUCUAAAAAACUUAAGAGUUAAAUGUAACAAAUUAACAACUGGAUCAUUAAAUUGAUCAAGACCUAUGUUGCUGCAAGAUAACUUUUUGUUUUACUGGGUAGUAAGUGGAAGUUAAGGCCUUUCUCCCAGCAAGCCAGGACUUUGUGACAGUCAGGCCUAUAUUAGGUACUGUCCUUUAUUGCUAUGUAUUUUUGCUUAUUGAUUUAAAAUAAAUCAGUAAUUCCAAAUACAAAUUUUCAAUAAAUAGAAAUUUUAUUUGGAAUAUUUAGUAUUUGCAUGAAAAUGUCUCAUCUUUCAGUUUUUUACUUGGAUAGAACUGAAGCUAGAGUUUUUGGCAAUAUAUUAAGAGAAAGUAAUAAGAAAUAACAUUAUAUUCAUAUGUGUAAGUUGAUGCUUCUGUAUUAUUGGUAACAAGCUACCAAAAUACUAUAGUGUGUGAACCUAAUUAACUUAUACUGUUGGUCUUCUAAGAUAUGUAUUUCCUUUGCCCUUUAAACUUAUGUGUACCACAUAGUUUCUUUUUUCAGUAUUUUCAUUUUAUUUCUUAUUUCUCUUUCCUUUUGGUUUCCAGUCAUAGGUGCUUCUUUUUUCUAGAGGCUUGUUGAUGAUGCCUCUUGUAGAUAUCAGUCUGCUCUUGUCUUUCAUGCUUGGUCCGUUUCUGGAGCCACUUCUCAGUUUGAACUGUGUUGGGGGAGGGAAGGAUGUAUUGAUUGACAUUUGGAGGUUCAUGACCUUAAACAGAAGCAACCCCCAUAGCAUAUUGUCCUGUGUGUUUUGAAUGAGGAAUUUGAAACUUGUUAGUGUAGUUCUCCAUUCUGGACUGAGGCUCAAAGGCUGAAAUUUUUCUUUUUUAUACAAAUUGCAAAAUGGUGAAAACUGACAGCCAAUGUGUUGUCACCUUGCUGACCUCAGCAGAAUGACUGAGUUUAUAGUGUUACUCAAAUUCAAGGAAUUCCUUGAAUAUUGGUUUGUGUAGAUCCACAAUCCACAAGCAAUAUUAACUGAAUCCAGAUAGCUAAUGCAGUUGUUUCACAUGUACAUAUGCUUUGUUUUUGUAAGACUACACUAGUUAUUGAAUUUUUGUAAGCUGGCACUGAAACAUUUCUAUAAUGUUUUGUUGCACCAUGUUUGAAGCUUUUACAGUGCAAUAAAUGUAUUAUUUUCUGAAGUAAGCCAAAGGUAAAUUUCUCAUGGUUCUUGCUGCCUGCUGUAGCAGCACUUGAGGAUCUUUUAUACAUUUGUAAUAGAUGAAAAAUAAACCAGAUUGCAAAUCCUGUUGUUUUUUUAAAAAACCUAAACCAUGUAUAAGUCUUUGGUCCAAAUUGUAGUGUAAAGUUAAACUAAAUUGCAUUAUAUUAACCCAUAUGAGUGUAUUUCCCUAAGCAUAGUUAUGUUGAAAUAAACUUUAUUAAAAAGUGUAUUGCCUCAGUGUAA